AUGGCCACUGCGGUAGAGACCCCUAAUUAUAAGCAGUCUGCGGCUCUCCUCGGUGUACCACGGAGAGCCGUGGUGAACCGCCUGUUUGAUUUCCUACUCUCCUUUAAACAAAUUCUGCCAAGGUUAAGUGGUGAGGCGAUGACCUUGCCUGGCAAAGGUGUAGUUAAUAUCUACAGGCUGUUAACUAAAGGCUCUGUUGAAGAGGAUAUUAUAGAGAGGGCCAAGAGGAAAAUGGUUUUAGAUCACUUAGUUAUUCAAAGAAUGGACACCACUGGUAGAACGGUGUUGUCCAAGUCUUCUAAUCCAUCAAGUGCUUCAACACCAUUCAAUAAAGAGGAACUUGCUGCCAUUUUGAAAUUUGGUGCUGAAGAUUUAUUUAAAGAAGCUGAUGGCGAGGAGCAAGAAUUACAGGAGAUGGACAUAGAUGCAAUACUUGAAAGAGCCGAAACAAGAGAAACAGAAACAACAGGAGGAAAUAUGGGAGAUGAGCUAUUGUCUCAAUUCAAGGUGGCUAACUUCACGAGCGUGGAAGAUGAACCGAUUCCUGAUGAAGAAAGUAGUAAGAACUGGGAUGAUAUCAUCCCGGAAGAUGCUCGAACAAAAGUGGAAGAGGAAGCCAAACAGAAGGAACAGUUAGAUCUUUAUUUACCACCACGUGUUAGGAAAAGUGUCCAAAUGAUGACAUAUCAGGGUAGUGAUACUGAAGAUGUGAGAGGUAGUAAACGGAAACGGCGGCAGAGAUCAUCAAGUAGUGACAGUGACUCUGAUGAAGACAAAAAAGUGAAAAGAGCCAGGGGUCGACCCAGAACAGUUCCAAGAGACACAUUCAAAGGAUUUACGGAUGGAGAAGUCAGAAGGUUUGUACGGACUUACAAGAAAUUUGCCCAUCCAAUCACCAGGUUGGAAGCUAUCGCUGGUGACGCAGAACUUCAAGAGAAAUCUCAGGCUGAUCUCAAGAGACUGUGUGAGGCUGUCCAUAAUGGUUGUAUUGAAGCUUUGGAGGAGUACAAGACAAUGAUGGCGGAGAAUCCAAAUUUUGAUGGAAAAAAACGAGGACCAACACUAAAGAUCUCCAGUGUUACAAUUAAUGCCCAAUCAGUAUUAAGGCAUGAAGAGGAACUAGAACCAUUGGCGAUUAUAAUUCCUGCUGAUCCAAAGGAAAGAAAGCAUUAUCGCCUUGCAUCGCGUACUAAAGCCGCUCAUUGGGAUGUGGAUUGGGAGAAUGAAGAGGAUUCCAAACUGCUCAGGGGUAUAUAUGAAUAUGGUCUUGGAAGUUGGGAAGCGAUUAAAAUGGAUCCAGAAUUCAAUCUUCACGAUAAGAUCUUACUGCCGGAUCCCGAGAAGAAACCACAAGCUAAACAACUGCAGACUAGGGCUGAAUACUUGGUUAAAGUGCUCCGGAAAGAGGCACAGGCAAAGAAGGAUGGGCGAGAGGUAUGGGAUGGU
This is a messenger RNA of Saccoglossus kowalevskii, 1446 nucleotides long. RefSeq names its product ATP-dependent chromatin remodeler CHD1-like. Gene Ontology annotation, cellular component: chromatin; nucleus. Gene Ontology annotation, molecular function: chromatin binding; histone binding; ATP-dependent chromatin remodeler activity. Gene Ontology annotation, biological process: nucleosome organization. Lineage: Eukaryota; Metazoa; Hemichordata; Enteropneusta; Harrimaniidae. The record is from RefSeq and is a predicted model, not a curated record.